CUGCAGCGCGCUGCUCUCGUCACUUUCAGCCUCAGCAGAAAUUCAGUGUUGGGUUAAAAGACACACACCAAGGUGUAGAACAGAGGUCAACAAUUCAAGGCUCCACUGUGCGUGACCACACAUCCAACUUAUUGUCGCAGGACUGAAGCAGGAUCAGCAUGGAGGAGCUAAAUGAUUUGAAUCCAGAAGAAAUUCCUGGAGUUAGAGAAGACCUGGAAAACGACACUGCUGCAGCAGCCGCAAGGAUUCAAGAAUACUUAGAAACACUAAAUAAUAUUCCACUAAAUAUCGCCAUCACAGGAGAAACUGGAUCUGGUAAAUCCACCUUUGUUAAUGCCCUCAGAGGGCUGUCCAAUGAUGAUGAGAAAGCUGCGCCUACUGGUAUUACAGAAGCAACCUUAGAGUGUACGCCAUAUCCCCAUCCAAACUAUCUCAAUGUUACUUUAUGGGAUAUUCCUGGAAUCGGCACCAGCAAGUUUCCAGCUGAAAAGUACCUGAAGCUUGUUGGAUUUGAGAAGUUUGACUUCUUCAUCAUCAUCUCAGGCAUUCGCUUUACAGAAAAUGACGUGAAACUUGUAAAAGAGAUUGAGAGGAUGGAGAAAAAGUUCUACUUUGUUCUCUCAAAAAUUGACAACGAUAUACGAGCUGAGAGAAGAGAGACAGACUUCAGUGAAGAGGAGACUCUUAAAGUAAUCAGAGAAGACUGCGUUCACAGAGUUGCACAGUUAGGCAUCGAGUCUCCAAAGGUCUUCCUGGUGUCUAGCUUUGAGCUCCACCUGUAUGACUUCCCUCUCUUGCAGCAGACCUUAGAGAGAGACCUUCCUAAGAACAAGAGGGACACUCUGCUGUUUGUCAUGCCCAACAUCAACCCAGAGAUCAUCAUCAAGAAGAAGGAAGCUUUUCAGAACAAAGUACAUUACUACGCUACUCUGUCUGCAAUUGGAUCAGCUGUUCCACUUCCUGGGCUUUCCAUGGUUGUUGAUCUUGCUGUGCUGGUUAGUGCUGUCACAGAAUAUGUUUUCGGGUUUGGUCUCAAUGUGUCAUCUCUGAAGAGACUUUCUGACCGAACAGGUGUGCCAUACGCUGAUCUGUGUGCUGUCAUCAAUUCACCACUGGCUGCAGCAGAAAUAACUAAAGAGCGCGUCCAGCAGGCACUGACCGAACUUAAACACAGAGUUACAAGAACUGCAGCAUCCAGAUAUAUUCCAAUUUUUGGAAUCCCAUUAGCAUUGAUUUUCUCUUUCAUCGAAAACUGCAAAUCUCUGGAAUUGAUCCUUGAUGAGCUUGCUGAUGAUGCUCAGAGGGUGUUCGAAAGAGCUUUAGUCUGAAUACAUCAGCGUGAAUUUGAAAGUAAAAGAUGAGUAAUGAAUCAUCAAAUAUAAAUAUACUGAAACCUGUAGCCCGUACAUAGCUUGUACACUCGCUACAGCUAUACCCUGUACAUACUUAUAGUAUACUCAUAACAUACCUUCAUACCAUGUAUAUUGUAACAUACCUAUAAUAGAGCUAUAUUCUGUAUUAUAUCUAUAUUACCGCUAAAGAACUUUCUGAAUGGAUGCAAACUGCAUUUCGUUGCCUUGUA
This is a messenger RNA of Pundamilia nyererei, 1582 nucleotides long. RefSeq names its product interferon-inducible GTPase 5-like. The record is from RefSeq and is a predicted model, not a curated record. Gene Ontology annotation, cellular component: membrane. The transcript has 4 exons. Gene Ontology annotation, molecular function: GTP binding. The coding region runs from base 159 to 1328 and encodes 389 amino acids. Lineage: Eukaryota; Metazoa; Chordata; Actinopteri; Cichliformes; Cichlidae.